Varanus komodoensis (Komodo dragon) is the source of this 1716-nucleotide messenger RNA. It is a transcript of the gene RBPJL, whose product is annotated as recombination signal binding protein for immunoglobulin kappa J region like. Gene Ontology annotation, molecular function: RNA polymerase II cis-regulatory region sequence-specific DNA binding; DNA-binding transcription activator activity, RNA polymerase II-specific. The transcript has 11 exons. Gene Ontology annotation, biological process: regulation of transcription by RNA polymerase II. The record is from RefSeq and is a predicted model, not a curated record. NCBI's taxonomy places the organism in Eukaryota, Metazoa, Chordata, Lepidosauria, Squamata, Varanidae. Gene Ontology annotation, cellular component: nucleus. Bases 1 to 1683 code for a protein of 560 amino acids.
AUGAGCCACGCGCGCCUUCACCGCCCACUCCCCGCCGUGCUUAGGGUCUUGCGCUGCCCGCCCGUGCGGCAUUUCCCCCAAAUAAGGAGAGGGGAGAUCCCCACCUGCGUUCCCGCGUGCCCGGAGAGCUCAGCGCUGCGCUCUCGCCCUGCAGGUGCUCGCCUCUCCCCGGAGCCUCUCACUCACCUCGGCCGGCUGGAAGGCGCGGAGAGGCAGCCGCCGAACGCAGCAGAUGGCGGGCGGAUGACUCCCUCGUGGGGCUGCUACAGAUCUAAUGCACAGCAAACCGAUCCUCUUCGAGAUGGAGUGCGCAAAUAUCUUCAGUUCCCAUCUGAUCGGACUGUGCUGAUCCUCCAUGCAAAAGUUGCUCAGAAAUCAUAUGGCAAUGAAAAAAGGUUUUUCUGCCCACCCCCUUGUGUUUACCUCACUGGGCCAGGAUGGAAACAAAAGAAAGAAGAGAUUGAAGGAAAAGAUCUAACAGAAUCCAGUUCCAAAGUAUGUGGGUAUAUAGGACUUGACAGCACGGGCAGCAGCCACAUGGAGACCCAGAAGCUAAACUUUGAGGAACAGGCAGAUUCCAAGGAAUUCAGCUGUGCCAAAGCGCUGUACAUUUCGGACUCAGACAAGAGGAAGCACUUCCGGCUGGUCCUGAAGCUCUUUUUCAGCAACGGGCAAGAGAUUGGCACAUUCCACAGCAAGCUGAUCAAAGUAAUUUCCAAGCCGUCCCAGAAGAAGCAGUCCCUGAAGAACACAGACUUGUGCAUUUCAUCUGGUUCAAAAGUCUCCCUCUUCAACCGCCUGCGUUCCCAAACGGUCAGCACCCGUUAUCUUUCUGCCGAGGGCGACAUCUUCACCGCGAGUGCCAGGCAAUGGGCCGCAUUUACUCUUCAGCUGGAUGAUUUCUGUUCUCGGUCCCAGGGUGAGUUCCCUCUGCGAGAAGGCUACAUUCGCUAUGGUUCUAUAGUUCGACUUAUCUGCACAACUACUGGCAUUGCUCUUCCUCCUCUGAUCAUUCGGAAAGUUGCUAAACAAUCAGUGAUGUUGGAUGUGGAUGAGCCAGUCUCCCAGCUGCACAAAUGUGCUUUCCAGCUUCAUGGGAGCAGUGGAAUGUACCUCUGCCUCUCAACAGAGAAAGUGAUCCAGUUCCAGGCCUCUCCAUGCCCAAAGGAAGCAAAUCGGGAGUUGCUGAAUGACAGCUCCUGCUGGACCAUCAUUGGCACAGAGACUGUGGAAUAUACAUUCAGUGACAGCCUAACCAGCAUUCGGGAUCCUGUGAGCCCAGUCCCUCUUGUAACAGCUCUGGAGCUGACGGGUGGAGGGGACGUGGCAAUGCUCGAAGUGCAGGGCGAGUACUUCCAUGCAAACCUGAAGGUUUGGUUUGGAGAUGUGGAAGCUGAAACUAUGUACAGGAGUCCCAAGUCCUUAGUGUGCGUUGUUCCAGAUGUCUCUGCAUUUAGCCAUGACUGGAGGUGGCUGAGAUACCCCAUCACUGUCCCUCUCCUGCUGCUAAGGAAUGAUGGACUAAUUUACUCAAGCACUUUCAGCUUCACGUACACACCAGAGCAGAAUUUUCUCGCUGGACAACCGACCCUGCCAGAAAUGGCACAAGAUUCAGACACUUUGCUUGACACCAUCCAUCAGGAGUUCACCAGGACCAACUUUCACCUCUACAUGCAAAAUUAGAGCUGGGGCUUUAUGUAUGCCAUGGUGGGCAGG